AUGGAGUUAUUGAGUGUGACUCGCUCCUCCUUGCAGGACUGGAAAAAAAAUGCUAAGCAUAUGUUAUGGUCAACAAAAAGAUGGAGAGGGUAUGGUUUGAUCAACUCUUUUUUCUUUGGCCGAUGGUCAAACAAGGCCUCAGGUUCUAAGGCUGAGAGAGAGGAUAGUAUUAGAAGAACAAUAUAUGUUUCUGACAUUGACCAGAGUGUGACUGAGGAGGGUCUUGCUGGCUUGUUUAGUAACUGUGGACAAGUUGUUGAUUGUCGUAUUUGUGGGGAUCCACAUUCAGUUCUUCGAUUUGCGUUUGUCGAGUUUACAGAGGGUGCACGGGAAACUUCUUUGAGUCUGCAUGUGGUAACUCGCCUAAGGCUUCUUGGUGAUCAACUGCAUUCAACUCGCAUAGCUUUUGUUGAAUUUGCUCUGGCAGAUAUUGCACUUAGGGCGCUCAGUUGCAGCGGGAUGGUCGUUGGAUCCCAGCCAAUUAGCUUUCAUUAUCUAAUUUUCAGUUUUAAAACAAGAGUGUUUGGACAUACCUCUGUCUCUGGAUGCACUGAAACAGCUCUUGCUUGA
Eruca vesicaria subsp. sativa (arugula) is the source of this 570-nucleotide messenger RNA. NCBI's taxonomy places the organism in Eukaryota, Viridiplantae, Streptophyta, Magnoliopsida, Brassicales, Brassicaceae. The record is from the annotation of a GenBank genome assembly.